Venturia canescens is the source of this 2393-nucleotide messenger RNA. RefSeq names its product Thioredoxin reductase 1 (gene Trxr1). Gene Ontology annotation, cellular component: cytosol; mitochondrion. Gene Ontology annotation, molecular function: glutathione-disulfide reductase (NADPH) activity; flavin adenine dinucleotide binding; thioredoxin-disulfide reductase (NADPH) activity. NCBI's taxonomy places the organism in Eukaryota, Metazoa, Arthropoda, Insecta, Hymenoptera, Ichneumonidae. Gene Ontology annotation, biological process: cell redox homeostasis; cellular response to oxidative stress; glutathione metabolic process. The record is from RefSeq and is a predicted model, not a curated record. The transcript has 7 exons. The coding region runs from base 200 to 1720 and encodes 506 amino acids.
ACUUUUUUUACAUCGGCACUCAGUACAAUCUCGCUGCUCCUACAAAGUAGAGCUUUUACUGCAGAUAAAUUAACGUAUUUAUUGAAAAAACAUACUUGUUAAAAUUUGUGAAAGUGAUUGUGAUCAUUAAAGAAUUUUGAGUAUCUUAUCAGAUCUAUAAACGUUAUUAGAUAUCGUAGAAAGAAAAUUGUUCAAGAAAAUGGCGCCUAUUGAGUUGACUCUAUUUUCGUCAUAUUUUAUGUGUCUAGCGGAUCAAAAAUUCACUUACGACUUAGUCGUGAUCGGCGGUGGUUCUGGUGGACUCGCAGCAGCCAAGGAAGCGGUGGAACUCGGUGCUAAAGUAGCAGUGCUUGAUUAUGUUACUCCAUCACCUCAAGGCACCAAAUGGGGCUUGGGUGGUACAUGCGUCAAUGUUGGUUGCAUACCAAAGAAGCUUAUGCACCAGGCUGCGCUCCUCGGUGAAGCUAUUCACGAAGCUCAGGCUUUUGGAUGGCAAAUUCCGGACCCUUCAGCAAUUCCUAAUGAUUGGGAAAGUCUGAAAACAGCAGUCCAGAAUCACGUCAAAUCCGUCAACUGGACGACUCGAGUGGAGCUGAGAAACAAGAAUGUGGAGUACGUAAACGCUAACGGAUAUUUCAAGGACCCGCAUACGAUAGCAGGUGUGACGUCAAAGGGCGAAGAGAAGAUUCUAACUGCAAAAACUGUGAUUAUUGCUGUUGGAGGGAGACCGAGGUAUCCGGAAAUUCCCGGAGCUGUUGAAUACGGAAUAACGAGCGACGAUAUAUUCAGUCUUAAUCGAGCUCCCGGAAAGACCCUUGUUGUGGGUGCUGGAUACAUCGGUCUCGAGUGCGCCGGUUUUCUCAACGGUCUUGGUUACGACGCAACGAUAAUGGUUCGUUCGAUAGUGCUCCGUGGAUUUGAUCAGCAAAUGUCGAACAUGGUGGCGACCGAAAUGGAACAACGUGGUGUUCAUUUUAUCUAUCAAGCGAAACCAAAAGCCAUUGAGAAAAAAGAAGAUGGUAGAUUGCUUGUUCAUUGGGUAGACAAAGAGGGUGAAAUUCAUCAAGAUGUCUAUGACACCGUGCUCUUUGCGAUUGGUAGACAAGCUCUUACACGAGAGCUCAAGCCUGAAAAUGCUGGACUGAAACUUGUCCCGGAGACUUUCAAAAUCGAUGCUAUCAAUGAGCAAACAAACGUUCCUCACAUUUUCGCCGUCGGUGAUGUUCUCCACAAAAAACCAGAACUCACACCCGUUGCGAUCCAUGCCGGUAAAUUACUCGCUCGUCGUAUUUUCGCCAAUUCUCUGGAAACUAUGGACUACACGAACGUUGCCACAACUGUAUUUAGCCCCUUGGAAUAUGGUUGCGUUGGCCUCAGCGAGGAACAAGCGAUCGCUUCGUACGGCGAGGAUAACGUCGAAGUUUAUCACGGUUUUUACAAACCAACGGAAUUUUUCAUACCCCAGAAAAAUAUGGCGCAUUGUUAUCUUAAGGUCGUUGCUCUGAGGAGCGACGAUGAGAGAGUCCUCGGUCUUCACUUUGUUGGACCUCAUGCUGGUGAAGUUAUCCAAGGCUUUGCUGCUGCUAUGAAAUGUAAAUUGACAUUCCCGAUUCUCAAGUCGACCGUGGGUAUUCAUCCGACGAGUGCCGAGGAAUUCACCAGGGUGCAUAUAACAAAGCGAUCAGGAAUGGAUCCGACACCGCAGACUUGCUGCAGUUAAGUCGACCGGAUUUUCAAUGUAUUUUACUGGGCCAGUUCCACCGGGACGAGCUCAUUAAAUAAGUACUGCAGUAUCAUCGCGACCAAUCAACGAGGAACUUGUGUAAAAUUAGGAGAAAAAAAGAAAAAAACCCCUCGUUUCAACAAAUUGAAACGAUAUCUAUUACGGAGGCUAAAUUAGCUAACAAGAAAAGUUACGCUUCUUAUUUCAUUAGAAAAUUUUGUACAAAUAGUGGCACGAAAAAUACUAAAACAUUCGAGCGACGUAGUUUUUCAAAUAAGUUUUGAAACGACGCAUCUUUUUUCACCGUUUGCACGUGUAUCCAAAAAAUGUAAUCGUGUUUUCAGCCCCUUUUGUAUUCUCACUGGCUGAAUUCAUGGUAAUAAAAAGUAUUUGUGAGCAAAUCAGGUGAAAGAAGAAAGGUCUAUUGUUGAAAAAAAUUGUUUUCUUUAGUUGUCCACAAAUGUCUGUGAUGAAGCCCUCGUUGAAGAUUUUAGUCGCGCGGCGUUAAACGUCGUUCUUAUACACAGUUCAUUUUUCUUUUGCUUUUUUUCUCCUUUUUUAUACACUUUUAGAUCGCUAUUCCAUUUUUUUUUUCGAUUUUUUUUCUCCUAUAUUCAGUAUGGUGAAUUUGUCAUGGCUAUCGAAAACAAUAAAAAUUUCAUCGAAAUUA